Messenger RNA from Acomys russatus (golden spiny mouse), 1114 nucleotides. It is a transcript of the gene Hoxc6, whose product is annotated as homeobox C6. The transcript has 2 exons. Bases 250 to 981 code for a protein of 243 amino acids. Lineage: Eukaryota; Metazoa; Chordata; Mammalia; Rodentia; Muridae. Gene Ontology annotation, molecular function: DNA-binding transcription factor activity, RNA polymerase II-specific; RNA polymerase II cis-regulatory region sequence-specific DNA binding. The record is from RefSeq and is a predicted model, not a curated record. Gene Ontology annotation, cellular component: nucleus. Gene Ontology annotation, biological process: regulation of transcription by RNA polymerase II; anterior/posterior pattern specification.
AAAAGAAAUCCAAGUCUUACUUUCAAAGCACACACUUAGUCUCAACUAGGGAAUCAACAGAAGCAGAAGCGAUUUUUUUUCUCCCUUCUUGACAUCUGGCUUGUGAUUGGCUGCAAGGGGGUCAGCUGACUUUGUCAUUUUGUCUGUCCUGGAUUGGAGCCGUCCCUAUAACCAUCUAGUUCCGAGUACAAACUGGAGACAGAAAUAAAUAUUAAAGAAAUCAUAGCCCGACCAGGUAAAGGCAAAGGGAUGAAUUCCUACUUCACUAACCCUUCCUUAUCCUGCCACCUCGCCGGGGGCCAGGACGUCCUCCCCAACGUCGCCCUCAAUUCCACCGCCUAUGAUCCAGUGAGGCAUUUCUCGACCUAUGGAGCAGCCGUAGCUCAGAACCGGAUCUACUCGACUCCCUUUUAUUCGCCACAGGAGAAUGUCGUGUUCAGUUCCAGCCGGGGGCCGUAUGACUAUGGAUCUAAUUCCUUUUACCAGGAGAAAGACAUGCUCUCAAACUGCAGACAAAACACCUUAGGACAUAACACACAGACCUCAAUCGCUCAGGAUUUUAGUUCUGAGCAGGGCAGGACUGCGCCCCAGGACCAGAAAGCCAGUAUCCAGAUUUACCCCUGGAUGCAGCGAAUGAAUUCGCACAGUGUGUGUUUUGUGCCCGGGUCUCUAGGGGUCGGUUACGGAGCGGACCGGAGGCGCGGCCGCCAGAUCUACUCUCGGUACCAGACUCUGGAACUGGAGAAGGAAUUUCACUUCAACCGCUACCUAACUCGGCGCCGGCGCAUCGAGAUCGCCAAUGCUCUGUGCCUGACCGAGCGACAGAUCAAAAUCUGGUUCCAGAACCGCCGGAUGAAGUGGAAAAAAGAAUCUAAUCUCACGUCCACGCUCUCAGGGGGCGGCGGAGGGGCAACCGCCGACAGCCUGGGAGGAAAGGAGGAAAAGCGGGAAGAGACAGAAGAGGAGAAGCAGAAAGAGUGACCAGGGCUACCCUCGCACCCCUCUGUCCUCCCUUGCUCAUCCCAGCUCCCCGAAUCACACACUCUGUAUUUAUCACUGGCGCAAUUGAUGUGUUGUGACUUCCUAAAACAAAAUAGGGAGUCAGACGUGGACC